UACAGCGAAUGCGAGUUCCAAUUUUCCCGAAGAGCAUGGCAGCUGCUCCUCACCUCCCCAUUUUACACGCUCCAGAAGAGCUCCAAUACCGCCGAUGCUUGCUGAAGCGUUCCACAGCUUCUCUGCUAGAUGCAUGCGCCUUGAUUCUUAGGGUCAUUCCGAUAAUGUACCUCAAGUAACCGGUCGUACCUUGUAUAGAGGUUAUUUGUUCCAUCAAUUGGCACUCCGAUUUACUGGUUGACGGAUGCAGUCCGAAUCACAAUGAUAUAUAAAGGGAACGAGACUUUGAAUCGCCAGUCGUACGGGAGAGCGACAUGGAGUCGCAGCUCUACAUUCUCUGUGCAGCACUCGUGCUGAUUGCCAUCGUUAUCGUUUAUCCCGGUUAUCUGUCCCCUAGGCAUGCUCUACCUCUUCCUCCUGGCCCACCUCGCCUUCCCAUCAUUGGAAACGCGCAUCAGGUGCCUUUCGAUUUACAGGAGGAGAUAUUCGCUCAGUGGGCUCGGCAAUACGGGGACGUACUUUACCUUCGCAUCUUGCAGAAGGAGAUCAUUGUCCUCAACUCACUUCGGGCGGCACGCGAUCUGUUAGAGAAGCGGGGCUUCAUAUACUCCGACAGACCACGCUUUGUGAUGUACUGCGAGCUUAUCUAUUCCUUCCACCCGAAUAUUUCCCUUAUGUCAUAUGGGGACCGAUGGCGCCGCCAUCGCAAGUGGUAUCAGAGCUCUUUUCAAGCUAGAGCGUCCCUCAACUCCUUUCAGCCCCUGCAAGCACGGGAGGCCAAGGUUUUACUCCAAAGUAUGCUCAAAACGCCAGAGGAGUUCAUUGCCCAUAUCCACCGAUUUGCUGGUGCUGUGCUGCUCGAGAUAGCCUAUGGCUACCUCGACGAAGCCUACGUCGAUAUGGCAGCAGAAGUGAGCGCAGGCAUCUUUGAGACUGGCGGGGCAGGUUCCACCACAGUGGAUUUCUUCCCGAUCCUCAAAUAUCUACCGACGUGGAUGCCGGGCGCAGGCUUCAAGCGCAACGCUUUAAAGAUUCAGGCCAUGGGUGAGCAUGUGAGGAACGUCGCCUUCUCGAAGGUCAAGGAGGAUAUGGCUUCGGGCACUGCCAAGCCUUCUUUCGUUAAAAACAUCCUCGAAGAGAUAGCUGAGCCCACAGCAGAUGAUGAGUUCGAACUCAAGGGUGCUGCAUCGCUUCUGUACGGAGGGGGCACGGAUACGACAGUUACCACCAUAACUGCAUUCGUGCUGGCCAUGGUUCGCAAUCCAGAAGUUUUGGCGAAAGCGCAAGCUGAGAUGGACGCUGUCGUCGGCAACACACGGCUUCCCAACUUCGGCGACCGAGCAUCGCUACCAUACCUAGAAUGUGUCUUGAAAGAGGUUUAUCGGUGGAGUGCCGCUGUACCCCUAUCGCUCCCUCACCGGCUUAUGGAAGAUGAUGAAUACCACGGCUAUCACAUGCCAGGUGGCGCUAUGGUUGUGCCGAACAUAUGGGCUAUGACACGGGAUGAGGAGAUGUUCCCUGAUCCUGAAUCCUUCCGUCCCGAGAGAUUUGAGAAACCCCGCGGAGAUGAGAACGACCCUGUCGACCCACGCGUGAUCAUUUUCGGUUUCGGACGCCGAGUCUGCCCUGGUCGUCUCCUUGCAGACGCGAGUGUCUGGUUGGCAUUCGCAAGUAUGCUAGCGACAUUAAGUAUCCACAGGGCUCACGACUCGUCCGGAAGGGAGAUCAUGCCACCAGCUGACUUCGUGCCAGGGGCGGUAAAGCACCCGAAGCCGUUCAAGUGUGAUAUCCAUCCUAGAACUCCGCGUGCUGCUAACUUGAUCCUCGCUGAAGCCAGAUCAGCCUAAAUACUCGCCUUUCUGAACUCAUGUCGGUAGCUCAGUAUUUCCUUAAGAUGUAACACUUACUUCAGUGUGUAUCAUAUGUAAAAGUCCGGAUUUUGGUCGCCCACU
This is a messenger RNA of Laetiporus sulphureus 93-53, 1952 nucleotides long. Its product is annotated as cytochrome P450. The transcript has 13 exons. Gene Ontology annotation, molecular function: oxidoreductase activity, acting on paired donors, with incorporation or reduction of molecular oxygen; iron ion binding; monooxygenase activity. The record is from RefSeq and is a predicted model, not a curated record. The coding region runs from base 315 to 1847 and encodes 510 amino acids. Lineage: Eukaryota; Fungi; Basidiomycota; Agaricomycetes; Polyporales; Laetiporaceae.